Molecule: messenger RNA, 985 nt
Organism: Pelagomonas calceolata
Lineage: Eukaryota; Pelagophyceae; Pelagomonadales; Pelagomonadaceae
Source: the annotation of a GenBank genome assembly
GAAGUGGUGGACAGGGGUGCCCUCUCGCGUGGAAGGUCGCACGGUUGAGGCACACCAGGACUCGUGGAGGAUCGCCACAUUGUGCGCGCUGCCCGGCUGCCACUGCUGCACAUCUAAGCCACCUUGGGUAAAGCCAGCACAGAGGCCCCAGAGCCAGCCAACACGAUGCAGCCGCCCGCGCCGCCGCCCGCGCCAGCCGCGCCGCCACCCGACGCGGUCGCCAGCCCAGUGCAGAACCCGCUCGCGGCGCCGCGCGACGGCCCCGAGCCCGUCGCGUACGUGUCGCUCGUGCCCGGCGCGGCCGCGUCGCGGGACGGCUACUUCGCCGUCGCCACGGCGUACAGCGCGCCCGAGGACGCCAAAAUAAGGGAGCUGUCCACGCUGACAUUACGGCUCACCAUCAUCUCACUCGCGGUCACGCUGCUGUUCUGGCUCGUCGUGUUCGCUGUUAAUGUUGCGGCGAACCCGCGCGAGGCGGGCUGGGCGCUGUUCCAAUUGCUGGUGAACGGCGCGCUGUACUGCUACGUGGCCUGGGUCGGCGUCCACGGCGUGCGCACGAAAAACGCGGCCUGCUGCGCGAACGCGGAUGGCGGCGGCUGCUGCUGCGAGCACGCGCCCGGCUAUUUGACCGUCUUCUUCAGCAUCAACGUCUUCCUGGCGACGUUGUUUGGGUUGUAUCUGGUGACGUCGCUCAUCAUCCAAAUGUGGGUCGGGGUGGCGAUCUACGUGGUCCUGUUCGCCCUGGCCGCGGCGACGGCCUGGGCGUCGUCGCGGCUCAUGUCCGAGAUCGCCGCCUCCGAUGUUGGGAGAGCGCCCGCGAUCGAGCUCGCGCGCGUGCCGCGGCUGCAGCAGCAGCAGCAGCCGAUCCCCGUCGUCGCCGCCGUGCCCCUCGACUCGCCCGCGCCCGCUCCAUCAACGCGCGAGGAGCCGCUGAAGGCGGACGUGGCGCGGGGGGCGGAGGCGGUCUAACAUGUGGUUUUCUUUG